Messenger RNA from Cryptococcus deneoformans JEC21, 2503 nucleotides. RefSeq lists its product as hypothetical. The coding region runs from base 408 to 2447 and encodes 679 amino acids. NCBI's taxonomy places the organism in Eukaryota, Fungi, Basidiomycota, Tremellomycetes, Tremellales, Cryptococcaceae. The transcript has 2 exons. The record is from RefSeq and is a predicted model, not a curated record.
CUUGCCAUCUCAUCUCAUUUGCUUUUUAUGGCCGACUGCUAUUGUUCCCAAAGCGAGCUCAGGUUUCAAAGCGGCCCUUCGGAGCGCUGGGAAUGCAGGAAAUGGACGAUCAACGACCCUACGUUGACCAAGGGACGCUGCGCUUGGACUGAUCAUGAUGGAUAAUGGAUAAUUUAAGCAGAGAUGACUUUUAUUGUUCCAGGACAAAAGCUGUCAACUCUUCAGCAUUUCGUCUUUGGAACGACGUCGAGAAUACUUUAGUCGACAAUACUUUAUUAACGUAACCACAGAUCGUUCGAUACCUCAACUUCGUUCUUCUUUGCAACCACAACCAACUACCCAGUAAUUAUUAAGCACUCAACACAGCACACAGUACCUUGGUAUCUCAACAUCCCACUUUUAUCACUAUGCCCUCUUUCAUGUCACCUUCCUCUGGGGUCUCUAUCCUGCCGGAUAUGCGACCACCAAAAUCGCCACGCCGGUUCUUCACCUUCUCCAUCUCAAGCUCAAGCCUGCCACCACUUCCACCCCUCACUCCUUCUGUCUCGCAUUCUUCCAGAGGGAAUGAUCACUCAAGUAAUGGCGUGACGGUCGUACGAACUCCACAAGAUGCAGCUGGAGGCAUGAGGCAAGCCGCCGGGCUCAUUUCACCUCCUUCCAACCAAACUCCACUCCCUCCCGUCCCACCUCUUCCAUCCCUUUCUUCUCUCCCAAAUCUUGCUUCUCAGGCCAGGUAUCCGCAACCAUCUACUGAUACGCACACCCAUGGGUACCGUCACCAGCCUUCAAAGUCCGUUGAUAACUCCAAUAUCUAUGCUUCUGGCAAGCUCGAAAGAAUGGGAGUGCAUAGAAGUACAAGUGCUCGAGAUGAUCUGCGAGGCGGUCUUAAUAAGAGCACAAGGGGGCUAGUGAAAAGUCCGAGCGCAGCACCAGUUCUUGGGGAGCGAAAUGAAAGCGAAGAAAGUGAUAGACUCGGACCUAUGCCAACAACGCCGGGUAGACCUUUGAGAGGGUCAUCGUUUCUUUCGCCUGGUCAUUCCAAGUCUCAAUCUACCAGCGCUAGCUAUGUAAGCUCAUCAUCUGCGUCAUUCCACUCGCGAUCCAAGUCCGUUGCUCGUUCACCUCGAACGUCUACUACGACCACGAGCUCGACAUCGCCAUCCAUCUCCACCGCUCCACUCUCUUCUCCUGCCAAGCGACCGUCCUUGAUCUCAAAUCGAUCGACAGUGAAACCUCCUCCCAGAUCCUCAUCUUUGCCUAGGAUUGAUACCCCUUUCAGCGCUGCCCUUCUUUUGUGUACCCGUAAAUCGCUUCCCAAGCUGUCGUCUGGCGAGCAGGACAGUAUUACGCUGAUCAACAUUGAAUUUGCAUACUCUUUUGCGGAUCCUCCCAGAAAUGAGAGUGUGACUUUGCCCUUGGAAACGCUCAAGAAGGGUGGAGGGAAGCUUUACGAUUGGGUGGUGGACUGCUUAAAAACACAGGAGUAUGAAGAAGAGAAGAAGGCUGAGGAAAAGGAAGCGAUACGAGAGGAGAAAAAGUUGCCCGAGAUGACUGAUGGCGAGAGUGCGGAGGAAAGUGAUUGGGAUAGUGAUGGCGAUCUUAGCGCUUUGCUUCGAGACGAAUACUUCAAAUCACUGAUCGUCUCAUCGUCCUCCCCAGCAUCACACACAACCCCACUUCCUUCUAUCUCAUCUCCACCCACCAAGAUUCUUGACCUCCCUCCUUUUGCCAAUGAUUCCAAAUCACCUGCGCUCCCCAAGCCUCCCAAAACAACGCCAGGUUACAAACGAGCGCAGACUAGAAAUCAGUACACUCAAUUAGUUAGCAAGCCGCGUGUACCCGGUAAUGCUAUCGAGCCUGCCGUCCCUCCUUUGGCGUAUGCUGCAGCUUCCCCGACAGGGUUGACUCUACCUCUUAACGUUAAGCGAAAGGGUAGCCGUCGUCUCUCGAUUUCCCAUAUCAGCCAAGAAGCUGAGGCUUCUACACCCACCAAGUCGAAGAAAGAAGGAGUUUUUACCGAAAUGAGAGUUUUCCUCACCCGCGAGGCGGGAGUUUAUCACCAAAUCUCCCAUAGACUGAUCUCGGGCCAGUGGAACGUCUGGGCCAACAUCGGCGGUAGAGAAGCUAGAGAGAGAGUUGAAGCAGAGCUUGAAUGGCUGGGUAUGGCUGAUCUCUUACAAGAGAUGAGGAGACCCACCCUUGGCUUGAAUCCUAGUCGAAGCCAGAGUAAAGACCUGAACCUCGGUUUGGGACUGGGGCUCGGAGGGCAGGAGACGGGGAGGGUGAACGAGAUGCUGAUUGACGAUUUUGGUACACCCGAAAGACCUGUUAAGUCUGAAAGACGAACGGAGGGUAUAAAAACGCUUUGUGGAGAAAGGAAAUUGGAAGGCAAGUGGAGGGAAAGGGCGAGAGAGAAGAGCCUGGUGCUUCGCGGUGGUUACAUUUAGUUUAAAAUUUAAGUAGUAGCAUCAUGUAGCGUACAUGCGAAAUAGCUACCUGAAUG